Messenger RNA from Cladocopium goreaui, 1281 nucleotides. Lineage: Eukaryota; Dinophyceae; Suessiales; Symbiodiniaceae. The record is from the annotation of a GenBank genome assembly.
AUGGACCUGAGUCGGGUUGCAGGCAAGGCUCUGGCCCGAGCUGUCCGGGUCUCUACGUGGUACAUGGCGGGGCAGCAUGAGCACUUGCAGACUCAAACAUCUGGCAGGGUGGUGGCGAUGGUGUAUGAUGAAGAGGCCUGGACUAGGGCAGAGUAUUUCAGUGUGGACGGUCGCGAUGUUCUCCUGGUGAUGUUUGACUUAGAGGUCACAUGGCCGCCACCGAAGAGUGACGCCCGGGUCGGUGGCUACGAUUUUCUCGGUGGGGAGGUUGAGGCAAUUCUGCUUCUCUGCCGCGCUUUCGGAAAGCAUGCAUUUGCCCACCAGGCCGUGCUCUUGAUGACCGAAGCUAAAUCCAAAGGCGAAAGCAUCGAUGUGGACUACCUAAGACAGCAAGCCUUUUCCGCAAUCAAUCACCGUGGAAUGAGCUAUGAACUCUUCAGCACACUGGCAAAACGUGGUGGAGUCAACAUUGAAAAGAUACACACCAUUUCUGAUCCCUGGCAACCGCCCGAGAAAUACCACGGGCCAGCACUUUUAGUCCUAGCACCUGACUCUGCCGAGUUUGCAAGCGCAAAGGAGGUCAACGAGCAGUACUGCUCUCAAAUGGAGGUGGUCUAUGGAAAAGGUAGCCACUACAAUAUCCUCCAGGGGGAGCAAGCACUUGUGUCUGGCGACCUGCUUCACAAAUUUUGUCAGAGGUUCUCACCAGCUGUUUCUCGACUGCCCAAUGAAGGCCCUCAAAGAUCGAGCACGAAGGCUGCAAAGAAAGCCGUGAGCGAUGACAAACUACUUAUCCUGAGGCGUGGUAGUCCAGGGAUCCCACAAAUUUACCUUGUUCACGGUUUGGAUGGUGAUGUGAUGAGCGGCGGUGCCACGUUCAAGACCAUCGCAGCUCAUUUGGAGCCUUGCAGGGUGGGUGCCUUGGUCUACGACUCCGAGGCAUUGGCCUGCAAUUCGGUCCCCGCACUGUGCAGCUUGUACAACUCUCGCGUCUUGGCUGACUCCGAGAGCUUCAAAAAUGGUGCAGCAAAAAACUUGAUAGUGGUAGCAGGAUAUUCCUUCGGCUGCGUCCUCGCACACAAGAUGGGAUACCAGCUACAGCAGGCUGGAGUUGAAGUUGCCGUGGUGAUGUUUGACUUGGAGGUCACGUGGCCGCCACCACAAACCAACUCACGUGUUGGAGGAUACGACUUCCUCGGAGGGGAGGCUGAGGCCAUCCUGCUAAUUACCCGUGGAUUUGGCAAGUUCGAGUUUGCUGUCAAGGACCCCCGGACUAUAUGA